Pangasianodon hypophthalmus (striped catfish) is the source of this 5825-nucleotide messenger RNA. RefSeq names its product IQ motif containing GTPase activating protein 1 (gene iqgap1). The coding region runs from base 212 to 5179 and encodes 1655 amino acids. The transcript has 37 exons. The record is from RefSeq and is a predicted model, not a curated record. Gene Ontology annotation, cellular component: cytoplasm; nucleus. NCBI's taxonomy places the organism in Eukaryota, Metazoa, Chordata, Actinopteri, Siluriformes, Pangasiidae. Gene Ontology annotation, molecular function: actin filament binding; calmodulin binding; GTPase activator activity. Gene Ontology annotation, biological process: regulation of actin cytoskeleton organization; regulation of GTPase activity.
CUUCAGGAUUUAGGCAGGAGCCCACUCUAAUACACACCCAGGACAUCAGGGAGGGUUGGAAGAGAAGAAAAAAGUUUUUGAGACUGUGCUGUGUGAAGAAGAACCGAGGAGGCCAGAGGAGCCCUCCGACACCCGAGUUUAAGGAAAUACUACAAAGUAGCACAGCGGAUAUAGACAGAAACUGAGGAUUUGUGUGAACUUCUGUGCAAACAUGUCAACUUCAGAUGAAGCAGACGGGCUGCGGCCACGAUAUGGCUCUGUGCUGGAUGGCGUGGAGCGGCUCACGGCCGAGGAGAUGGAUGAGCGCCGACAGCAGAACAUGGCCUACGAGUACCUGUGCCAUCUGGAAGAGGCCAAACGCUGGAUGGAGGCCUGUUUGGAUGAGGAGCUUCCCCCCACCACCGAACUGGAGGAAGGCCUGCGAAAUGGCGUCUACCUAGCAAAGCUCGGCAACUUCUUCGCCCCACACGUCGUCUCCUUGAAGAGGAUCUAUGACCGUGAACAGACACGCUACAAGGCAACUGGGCUCCACUUCAGACACACAGACAAUGUGAUCCAGUGGCUGAACGCUAUGGCUGAUAAAGGCCUUCCCAAGAUUUUCUAUCCUGAGACUACAGAUAUCUACGACAGGAAGAACAUGCCACGCUGCAUCUACUGCAUCCAUGCACUCAGCCUCUACCUGUUCAAGCUUGGCUUAGCCCCGCAGAUCACAGACCUGUACGGCAAAGUGGCCUUCACAGAGGAGGAGAUUAACAACAUGAAGAUCGAGCUGGAGAAGUACAACAUUCAGAUGCCGGCUUUUAGCAAAAUUGGCGGGAUCCUGGCUAACGAGUUAUCUGUUGAUGAGGCAGCUUUGCACGCUGCAGUGAUUGCCAUCAAUGAUGCCAUUGACCAUGGAGACCCUGCAGGCACUAUGGCAGCAAUGAGGAACCCCAACGCCAUGCUGCUUAAUCUGGACGAGAGCGCCGCCCAGCACUACCAAGACACGCUGUUCCAGGCCAAAGCUGAGAAAGUGGCCAACUCCAGGAAGAGGAUCGGGGAGAACGUGGACGCAGAAAGGGAUGUCUAUGAAGAGCUGCUCACCCAGGCUGAAAUUCAGGGCAACAUCAACAAAGUUAACUUGUCCAAUUCCCUGACUUCAGUGGAUCAGGCGCUAUUCGGUGGCGAUGAGGACAAGCUCUACCAGGCGCUUUCAUCCCCAGCGUUGGGUCUGCAGUCCCUCAAGCCAAAGAACAAAGGCUGGUACCUGAAACAGCUGGUGGCAGACCGAGACGUUAAGGAGCAGAACACCCCAGGAGAGUCACUGACCAAAGAAGAGCUGCAGAACGGCGUGGAUGCAGCCAAUAGUGUUGCAGAAGGCUAUCAGAGAAUGCUUCAGGCUGUAGAGCGGAUAAAUGCUGCCAUCAGGAAGGGUGUUGCUGAGGACACGGUGAAUGAGCUAAUGAAUCCAGACGCUCAGCUCCCAACCGUCUAUCCCAGAGCCGCCGAGCUCUACCAGAGAGAACUCUUCAGCCUGCAGCAGCAAAGCCCAGAGGGCUCGCUCACACACCCGGAACUGCUGGUUGCAGUAGAGAUGCUGUCGUCGGUGGUGCUGAUAAACGAGGCUCUGGAUGUGGGAGACAGAGGUGCUGUGUGGAAACAGCUGAGCAGCCCUGUUACAGGCCUCAGCAAUGUGGAGGGAGAGUAUACACAGAGGUACAUGGACGAGUUGAUGCGCCUGAAGGCUGCAGCGCGAGAAGAAGGCAGCGAGUAUCUGACGUGGAAUGACAUCCAGGCGUGCGUGGAUCAGGUCAACAGCACUAUUCAGGAGGAGCACGAGAGAAUCGUUGCUAUUGGUCUGAUCAAUGAGGCUCUCCAUGAAGGAGACGCAAAGAAGACUCUGGAGGCCCUGCAGCAGCCGGCGGCCAAGCUGACAGAUGUGGAUCCAUCAAUAGCUCAGCAUUAUUUCGACAAACUCCUGGAGGCACGGAGAGAGAAAGCUCACGAGACUCAGGAUCCAUCAGCAGUUCUCUGGCUGGAUGAAAUCCAGGAGGCCAUCUUCCAAGCUAACAAAGACACUGAAGAGGCCCUGCAGUUCUCUCAGGCAAUCCAAGCCAUUAAUGAGGCAGUAGACAGUGGGGAUGCGACCCAGACGCUGGCAGCUCUGCGCACACCUGGAGCUAGUCUGUAUGGCGUGACCCCAGAGUGCGGCCAGACAUAUCAGGAUGACCUGACUAAGAUCAAGAACGAGAAAAAGAAGGAGGGUGAUAAUGGUAGUGAGUGGAUGCAGCACUGGGUAAAGGGAGGCUACAACUACUACUACAACCUGAAGACUGGAGAGGGCACAUGGGACGAGCCUGCAGGAUUUAUGCAGAACAAUACCCACCUGAACAAAGAUGAGAUCCAGUCUGUCGUAUCAGGAGUGACUGCAGCCUACAACCGUGAGCAGUUGUGGUUGGCUAAUGAGAGUCUGAUAGCUAAACUGCAAGCACGUUGCCGAGGUUUCCUGGUGAGACGAAACAUGAAAGAACGUAUCAAGUUCCUGCAGUCCCAGGAUCCAGCCAUCAAACGCAUCCAGGCCCACUGGAAGGGUUACAAAGAAAGAAAGGCCUUCAAUGAAAGAAAGCAGUACUUGAAGGAUCAUACAGGGGAUGCUGUUAAGAUCCAGUCAAUGGUCAGGAUGCAUCAAGCUCGCAAAAAGUACAGAGAUCGCCUACAGUAUUUCAAAGACCAUAUUAAUGAAGUGGUGAAAAUUCAGGCUUUUAUCCGGGCCAACAAAGCAAGAGAUGACUACAAGACACUCAUCAACGCAGACGAUCCUCCGAUGGCGGUUGUGCGUAAAUUCGUGCAUCUGCUGGACCACAGUGACCAGGACUUCCAGGAAGAGUUGGACCUGAUGCGUCUGAGGGAGGAGGUGAUCACCAACAUCCGCUCCAACCAGCAGCUGGAGAAUGACCUCAACCUGAUGGACAUCAAGAUCGGUCUUCUUGUGAAGAACAAGAUCACCCUUCAGGAGGUCGUCUCGCACAGCAAGAAGCUCACCAAGAAGAACAAGGGCGAGCUGUCCAACCUCAUGAUGAUGAACAAGCAGAAGGGAGGCCUGAAGGCUCUCAGCAAAGAAAAGCGAGACAAGCUAGAAGCCUAUCAGUACCUUUUCUACCUUCUGCAGACUAAUCCCACCUACCUGGCCAAGCUGAUCUUCCAGAUGCCCCAGAACAAGUCCACUAAAUUCAUGGACUCUGUGAUUUUCACACUAUACAACUAUGCGUCCAACCAGCGUGAAGAGUACCUGCUGCUCAAACUCUUCAAAACAGCACUGCAAGAGGAAAUUAAAUCAAAAGUGGACCAGAUCCAGGAGAUUGUAACUGGAAACCCCACUGUCAUCAAAAUGGUGGUGAGCUUCAACAGAGGAGCUCGUGGUCAGAACGCUCUGAGGCAGAUCCUGUCUCCGGUCGUAAAAGAAAUCAUGGAUGACAAGACGCUGAACAUCAAAACUGACCCAGUGGAUAUUUACAAGGCCUGGGUGAACCAGAUGGAGUCUCAGACUGGAGAGGCCAGCAAGCUGCCUUAUGAUGUCACACCAGAGCAAGCCAUGAGCCACGAAGAAGUUCGAAACCGCCUGGAAGCCUCCAUUAAGAACAUGCGGACAGUGACAGAUAAAUUCCUGUCAGCCAUCAUAGUUUCUGUUGACAAAAUCCCCUACGGAAUGCGUUUCAUUGCCAAAGUGCUGAAGGAUACACUUAAUGAAAAGUUCCCCGAUGCCACAGAGGAUGAACUUUUGAAGAUUGUUGGAAACCUGCUGUACUAUCGCUAUAUGAAUCCUGCCAUUGUGGCUCCUGAUGCCUUUGACAUCAUUGACAUGUCAGCUGGAGGUCAGCUGACCACUGAUCAGCGGCGAAACCUGGGCUCCAUCGCCAAAAUGCUGCAACACGCUGCCUCAAACAAGAUGUUUCUCGGCGACAAUGCCCAUCUUAACCCCAUCAACGAGUACCUUACCAACUCCUACCAGAAAUUCAGACGUUUCUUCUUGGCAGCUUGUGACGUCCCAUCACUGGAGGAUAAAUUUAACGUGGAUCAGUACUCGGACCUGAUCACUGUGGCCAAACCCGUUAUUUAUAUCUCAAUCGGCGAGAUCAUCAAUACACACACGCUCUUACUAGAUCACCAGGACGCCAUUGCUCCCGAGCACAAUGAUCCCAUUCAUGAGCUGCUGGAAGAUUUGGGAGAGGUGCCAACCAUCGAGUCUCUGAUAGGAGAGAAUCCACUGCCGCCUGAUGACCCCAACAAGGAAAUGAUGGGCAAGACGGAAGUCUCUCUCACCCUUACCAACAAAUUUGAUGUCCCUGGUGAAGCCAAUGCUGAAACCGAUGCCAAGACCCUCCUUCUGAACACCAAGAGGCUCAUUGUUGAUGUGAUCCGAUUCCAACCAGGAGAAACGCUAUCCGAAAUCCUGGACACUGCAGCAACCCAGGAGCAGGAGGUGGAGUAUCAGCGGGCAAUGCAGCGACGAGCCAUCCGUGACGCCAAGACACCGGAAAAGAUGAAGCAGGCCAAACCGGUGGUGGAUGACAGUCUCACACUGCAAGGCAAAAAGGACAAGAUUAAGAGCAACCUGCAGAGGCUGGCAGAGCUGGGGAAAGUACAACCAGAGAACCGAUACCAGGAUCUUAUCAAUGACAUUGCUAAGGAUAUUAGAAAUCAGAGGAGGUAUCGACAGAGAAGGAAGGCCGAGUUGGUGAAGCUUCAGCAGACCAACACCGCCCUUAACACAAAGACCAGUUUCUACAACGUACAAAUCGACUACUACAACCAGUACAUCAAGACCUGCAUGGACAAUCUAGCCAGCAAGGGCAAAGUGUCAAAGAAGCCUGGAGAAAACAAGACUAAGAAGAGCAAGCAGGCUUCACAGAAAUACACGGCAGCACGUCUGCAUGAGAAGGGAGUGCUGAUCGAGAUCGAGGAUCUGCAAACCAAUCAGUUCAAGAAUGUCAUUUUUGAGAUUUCUCCAUCUGAGGUUGUGGGAGUGUUUGAUAUAAAAGCCAAGUUCAUGGGAGUCCAUUUGGAGACGCUAAUGUUAGAAUACCAGGAUCUUCUGCAGUUACAGUAUGAGGGCGUGGCCGUCAUGAAGCUUUUUGACCGAGCCACUGUCAACGUCAACCUGCUCAUUUUCCUGCUUAAUAAGAAAUUCUAUGGCAAAUAAAAGAAGGGAAGGGCUUUAUAGACUGUUACAUACAAAACUAUGCCCAUAGCAGAUGAUACCUGCCCCUGCGGUCCUGUUAUCCACCUGCACUACUCUGAAUAUUCCUCUCUCUCAAGAAAUGUGUCAGUUGAAAUGAGAGUACCAUUCUUCAAUGCCUAGAAAUGUUUUUCAUUGUUUUGAAAUGGUCAAUGGUAAAAUGUAUCUGCAUUAGUUAGACUUGCUCUGCAGAAAAUUGUGCUUGCACAAGCUUUGAAUACCUGUAAUAUGUAAAGAGAAUGAUGUGUUUGUUUUUUUUUUGCUACCUUUAAAUUUUGUUCCUCGGGAGGACAGAGCAUGUUUCUGAGUAUGCCUUAUUAUGUCAUAUAGGAAGUAUGCAGCCAAAAUGAUAUUUAUCACAGCAAUGCUCGUCAUCUGCCUUACUCAGAGUUUUGGAAUUUAAACCUGGAUUGUAUUAUCUUGUCACAAAUUGUAAUUUAUUGGAAAAGAUAUCUAUCUAUCCCCUCCCAGCUAUCAGAUGCUGUAUGAAUUUUAGGUUUAUGUCCUUUUUUGUUUCUUAGCAUUCUUUUUUUUUCUAAAUUUGUUUUUUAUACUGCCUUAACUUGAAUAAACUGUUGGGUAUAAAGUGCUCAUAUAUUAGCAAUCUUAA